UAGUGUGCCGCGUCGUCGUCAGACCACGAGAGACAGACUCAUACCAUCCGAGUAGUAUACAUCCGAGAGGCUCCAGCUCAAACGAUACUCCCCUCUUCAAUUCAAACGCUCUUUCGAACUAAAGUGUAUAUCUGCCUCAUAUUAUUUCUUCGUCUUCUUCUUUUUGUUCUUUUUAGAUCAACUCUAUCUAUCUAUCAAUAAUAUAUAUCUACCUCACUUUCUUCCACAUUCACUUGUAUAUUACAUCUCUUUGAAACUGGCCAGCGUGAAGACAUAAAGAAUAUCUAUAUAUUUAUGUAUAUAUAUUUUUUUUUAACUUUGAUAAAUCAAUCGUGCGACGAGUUUUUUACGCAAGUUUAAAUUGAGAUUGUCCUCAAUACAAUAAAACGUUUACGAGUGUCUUGUUGCGGGUGAUACAGCAAUUUAGCACGUGCAGAUUUUUAUAAUUUAUUUAUUUUUUGAAUUAAUGUCUUGAUAUUAAUUUUUAAAAAAUAGUGAAUCCUGUAACUAUGAGAUGACAGCUCGUUAAUUGUGCAAUGGUGGUACCAUCGGGUGGUUCUGCCGAUGAUAACAGUAAUGACGAUUAGAUUCGUCCUGUGAUAUGGGUGAGGAGGAGACGAGAUGGCCAGCAAAUGCUCGAGUUGCUAUUGGAGAUCGGGGACGAGGACUGACGCCAAGUGCCAGCUGGAACAGCCAACGCAAUGCAUCGGUGAGACGACAACAACGUAGCUCUUCCAGGCGUUCCGAGUGGCGGGACAGCAGCACCACCAGCAGACGAAGAAGAAAAAGACAUAAACUUUUGGGUGAAAAAAUAGCCGAUUGGUUUCGUGCAUUUUUAGCUUUUCUCUUUAGCAAUGUUGGGAUUGUGUGUCUUGUUGUGGGUUACACUAUUGCCGGGGCAUUUAUAUUCCAAGCUGUCGAGGGCUCCUACAAUCGUAAAAUUGGAAACGGCUAUGACGUACCGAGAUCACGAAAUGAAACUGCGCUUCAUUUGUGGAAAUUAACGACCAAGGAAAAUGUUUUCUCGGAGAAAUUAUGGAAGUCAAAGGUGGAUAUAAUUCUAAAGAGCUACCAGGAUAUAAUAGUUAAUGCCGUAAAAAAUGAAUGGGACGGUUCAGACUCGAUGGAGAAUCGAAAGUGGAGUUUUGCUGGGGCUUUCUUGUACUCCUUGACAGUCAUUACGACAAUCGGUUACGGUAAUAAGUGUCCUCGGACCAUGUGGGGCAAGGUGAUUACAAUUGGCUACGCCAUCGCCGGAAUGCCCCUGUUUCUUUUGUACCUCACUAACAUCGGCGAUUUACUUGCUAAAAGUUUCAAGUGGACUUAUGCCCGUUGCUUUCUAUGCAGAUGCCGAAAGAGGCCACGAGAAUCUCGUGAUCGUCGGGUAACUGGCUCACGCCGAUCACUCGGUCAGCCUUAUCGAAAUAACACCUGGCAGUCUGUGCAGAUGGUGAGAAUGCAAUCGGGACGUGAUGGGGCGGCAUUCGACACCGUUAGUGUGGACAAUGAGAUUGAGACUGGUUCAAAAACAACGACAAGCGAUCAAGGUAAUGACAACAACGACGACAACGAUGAAGAAGAUGAUGAUAGCGGUGGUGGUGGCGAGGAUGAAGAUAACGACGAUGAUGAUGAUGACAGCAGUGAUCAUUAUGAUCCUAAGCGUAUUACGGUCCCAUUAACUCUUUGUCUGAGCAUCAUAGUUGGCAGAUAUAUUUGUGGAGGGGCAUUUCUUUUCUCUAAAUGGGAAGAUUGGAAUUUUCUCGACGGUUCGUACUUUUGUUUUAUCUCCCUUUCAACAAUCGGCUUCGGUGACAUAGUUCCAGGCGACAAAAUUUAUGCUGCUGAGGGGUUCGACCUAUCUUUUAUCUUCUGUUCCAUGUACCUCAUGCUAGGUAUGGCUCUAAUAGCCAUGUGUUUCAACUUAAUGCAAGAAGAAGUAAUAGCUAAAAUACGAUCGUUGACGCGAUCAGUAAAGCAUGUCCUUCGUUGUGAUCAUAACAUAGAUCCUAAAAUUCUGGCAUCCGACAGCACAACGAGGAGCGAAGUCGUUGCAAGCGUCGAGCAGCAGCAGCAAGUCAUCAUUGAAUUUCCACGUCCUUCUCCACCACCCUCACAACAACGUAGGGCUGGCUGCUGGAGGUACAUUGUCCAGUUAUUGCUGGUCCAAGCAAUGAUGCAAAUAAGCGCGAGUGAUUAUUACCAGAGAGCGCCACGAUCUUGCUCGGGUGGACGUCGUUCAUCUCAGCUAACUGCUGCAGCUUCAACAACGGCAAUCACUAGUGCCAGUUCAAAUACUCCUAAUAAUACUGAAAAUUCAUUCAGAAUAUCGACAACAGUUAAGGCCUCGGAAUUGUGGUGCUGCUGUUGCAACUGCACUACGGCGAGGAGCGCCAAAGCACCAGGUUUCCUCGCCUGUCUUGGUAUAUGUGUACUUGUUUUUGGAUACACACUUCUCGGUGCAUUUGCUUUUAUGGCUCUCGAAGGUGGUUUUAAAACGGAAUCACCCUCAGAUAUAGUUAGACUGACUAGUGGUUCAUCAAAAACCGUAAAUGCAAAUGGUAAAAUAUCAGUAAAUGUUGGAACUCGUGAUCAAACAACUCAAUCAUCGGUAAUUUUAUCUGGUGAUGAGGAUGAAGAUGCAGAUGCUAAAAAAUUACGGGCUUACACUGUAGAGAAGCUGUGGGGCAUCACUGAAGACCUAAAUGUUCUUUACAAAGACAAUUGGACGCGAUUAGCCGAGCGAGAGAUUCUCGAGUUUCAGGAGAAAAUGGCACGGAGUCUUAAUCACGACCCACGUUCGUCAACAUUCUCUGUUUACGGAGGAACUAUUCAGCGAUCGCCACGAGGUGGUAAUGACAGAUACAAAAGUGACAGACGUUGGACAUUUGGGGGCAGUUUAUUGUACUCUUUAACUCUUAUUACAACAAUUGGAUACGGUAGUGUAGCCCCUCGGACCAUCUGGGGCAGAGUGAUCACCGUAGUCUACGCGCUAGCAGGGAUACCUCUGAUGCUGGUGUACUUGAGCACCAUUGGAGAUGUCUUUGCCAGGACGUUUCGUCGUCUAUAUGGUAGACUUUGUCACCGGAACAACGAUUGCAAUAAAAAACAACCGUCAAGCGGUGGACAGUUUCUGGUACCGCCGCCUCCGAUGCCUGGUUUAAUUGAAAAAAGCUAUCAUCGUUAUGACAAUCACAUUGAAACGACGAAACUCGGUAAUUUUUAUUCCAGUAAAGACAGCUCUUGUGACGAGCUUGGCGUUCGUGCUACCGGAGGCGCUAUUCUUCUUGAUCGUGAUGGACUUGAGAGUAAUCUUUACCUUCAUUCGGGCUCCUCAGCAAAUGUUUUGCAGGAUAACAAUUCAGAGAAACGGCACUUGCAUCCAUGCUCUCAAAUGUCUCUGAUGCCGUCAGCAGUAGGUUACGGGACUGACACUAUUUGUGUUGUAAGAAUACCAAUAAGCCUGUGUCUUUUGAUGAUAUUACUGUACGUGUGUGCUGGGACAUUUAUGUUUCACCGAUUAGAGGGAUGGACUUUAUUGGAGAGCAGUUAUUUCUGCUUCACAAGUCUCGGAACAAUUGGAUUUGGUGACCUCGUUCCAACCGGCAGAAGUGCUUCGACAAAACUAUUAGAAGAACUCAGUCUGUGCGCUUGCUCAUUGUACAUUCUCAUUGGAAUGGGUUUGAUAGCAAUGUGCUUUAAUUUAAUGCAAGAAGAAGUUGUACGAGUUGUACGUGUAUUUGGUAGAACCUGCGGUACUGCUGGAGGUAUGACACCAGGAAAUUCUCUUGUUGGAGCAACAGGAUUGAAAUCGGAGAUGUGCGGGGACGGUAGCAUUGCUGGUAAUGUAAUCUCGGAUGGUUGUCGUCAAGAGUUAGAUCAUGAUGACGACGCAAUAGCCAUGUCAAUAGUAUCCGCUGCUUCCUGACAACGUCCUACCAGGAGUUCUGUCGACGAUGGACAACUCCUGGCACAGCAUCGUUUUGCGGCAAUAAACAAACAACAACUAACAUCACCAGGUCGUUAUU
Messenger RNA from Microplitis demolitor, 4025 nucleotides. RefSeq lists its product as uncharacterized. Gene Ontology annotation, molecular function: potassium ion leak channel activity. The record is from RefSeq and is a predicted model, not a curated record. Gene Ontology annotation, cellular component: membrane. Gene Ontology annotation, biological process: potassium ion transmembrane transport; stabilization of membrane potential. NCBI's taxonomy places the organism in Eukaryota, Metazoa, Arthropoda, Insecta, Hymenoptera, Braconidae. Bases 602 to 3925 code for a protein of 1107 amino acids. The transcript has 13 exons.